This is a messenger RNA of Zychaea mexicana, 3221 nucleotides long. Its product is annotated as mitotic control protein dis3. Gene Ontology annotation, biological process: rRNA catabolic process. Gene Ontology annotation, molecular function: 3'-5'-RNA exonuclease activity; RNA binding; endonuclease activity. The record is from RefSeq and is a predicted model, not a curated record. Bases 223 to 3156 code for a protein of 977 amino acids. Lineage: Eukaryota; Fungi; Mucoromycota; Mucoromycetes; Mucorales; Lichtheimiaceae. The transcript is spliced from 17 exons. Gene Ontology annotation, cellular component: cytoplasmic exosome (RNase complex); nuclear exosome (RNase complex).
CUUCACCUCCUCGCGAACGUCGCAAUGGCCUUUACGUUUCCAUCGCUUUUAAAUUUCAUACAUACCUUUUCUUAGUGAUAAGAGUAAAAAGUUAUACGCAACUCGUUGAUGGUUAAUUUUUUCUGUGCAAUGCUAACAAGAAUCGCCGCCGCUUGUCAAAUUUCUGAACCAACGCUUUCUGUAUCAGCCACUCUCCUUUCAGACGACAUUUUUUCCUGAAUCAUGUUGCGAUCCAAGUCGUUUGUCAAACGUACGAAAAAAGGCAACGUCGUUAAAGUCGUUAAAGAACACUACUUGCGCGAUGACAUUCCAUGUUCUUCACAAGCAUGCACGAUCUGCGAACAACAUAGUCGACCCGUCCUUUCUCGUACUCCACGAAGCACGACCACUCUCAAGCAUCCUCACUAUAUCAUACCCGACACCAAUGUCUUUAUGAAUCAGCUCGAUAUUAUGGAGCAUCCUGCGAUCAAGGACGUUGUUGUCUUGCAAACUGUUAGAGAAGAAGUUAAACAUCUUAGUCUUCCUGUCUAUAACCGAUUAAAUGCAAUCCUGUCCGAUUCGAACAAACGCUUUUAUAUGUUUGCAAACGAACAUCAUAGAGAUACCUAUCUUGAAAAGCUCAAGGACGAGUCCCCGAACGAUCGAAAUGAUAGAGCUAUCCGUGUGGCCACGCAAUGGUAUGCCAAUCAUUUGAAAGGAAUUGGGAUAGAGGCAGUCAUGCUUAGUGAUGACCGUGCCAAUCGCGAUAAGGCUUCCGUCACCAAUAUCAAAUCGUUGUCAGUACGUAAUUAUGUGGAAAGCAUGAAAGAUGUACCAGAAUUAUUGGAUAUGCUAGCGGCACAUAAGGAUAAUUCGUUGGAAAAGGAUAAGAUUAUAUAUGAGGAGCAUUUGUCAGCUGCUCAGAUCGCUAAUGGUAUCAAGAAAGGCUCUUUGGUUCAAGGCACAUUGAAUAUCAGCCAACACAAUGUUUUGGAGGGUACUGUUUACAGUAAAUUGGAUGGCGAAGAACGGACGAUUUAUAUCCUUGGGCGCAAAAAUAUGAAUCGAUGUAUCCAGGGCGAUAUUGUUGCUGUGGAGAUUCUUCCAAAGGAGCAAUGGAAAAAGAACACGUCUUUGGCUGUCGAGGAAGAGGAAGACGAAGAAAAAAUGUACGGCGAGGAUUCUUUGGAUGCCGAUAUGAAGGAUGCUGAAGACAACAAUCCCGAUGAAGUGGGCGAGCCUACUGCCAGAAUUGUUGGUGUUAUUCGGAAAAAAUGGAGACCAUACUGUGGUUUUAUCGUCAAAAAAUCGGUGCACUCAAAAUCUGGUUCGACUGCAGCUGAAAACGUGAUAUUCCGUGCCAUUGAUCGAAGAAUUCCAGGUAUCAAAAUUAAAACGACUCAGGCGCACAGCCUGUUGGGUGCACGUAUUGUUGUUGCUGUUGAUAGCUGGCCCGCAAAUUCAGUCCUUCCUUUGGGACAUUUUGUUAAAUCGCUUGGAUCAUCGGGUGAUCGAGAAACUGAAACCGAAGUUUUAUUAUUGGAACACGAUGUGCCCUAUCAGGAGUUCUCUAAACGCGUAUUGGAUGACCUACCCGUUGAAGGCGAUGAAUGGGUGGUUACUGAAGAACAUGUAAAGAAAGAAAAUCGCCGUGAUCUUCGUCAUUUGAACGUAUGCAGUAUCGAUCCUCCAGGAUGUACUGAUAUUGACGAUGCGCUUCACGUUCGAUCGCUUGAAAAUGGAAAUUAUGAAGUUGGUGUUCAUAUUGCCGAUGUCACAUACUUUGUCAAACCUGGCCAGACAAUGGAUGAGGAAGCGGCGAACAGGGGCACAACCGUAUAUUUGGUUGAUAAGCGUAUUGAUAUGCUUCCAGCUCUACUCGGAACUAAUCUGUGCUCCUUGCGUUCCAAUGUUGAGCGCCUGGCGUUCUCCUGUAUCUGGGAAAUAAACGAAAACGCGGAGAUUGUCAAUGUAGACUUUGCAAAGAGCAUCAUACUGUCCAAAAAUUCUUUCACGUAUGAGGAGGCGCAGAACCGUAUUGAUGACGAACGUAUGCAAGAUGAUAUUACCAAGGGCAUCCGCGUGCUCAACUCGCUUGCCAAAAAGCUGCGUCAAAAGCGAAUUGAGCGGGGUGCACUAACCUUAUCUAGUCCAGAAGUCCGAUUCAACCUUGAGAACGAUUCGCAGGAUCCGGUCGACGUUGAACUGAAGGAGUUGAAGGAAACAAACGCCUUGGUUGAAGAGUUCAUGUUACUCGCCAAUAUCUCGGUCGCUGAAAAGAUCUAUUCAAAGUUCCCAAUGUCAGCACUGCUUCGUAAACACGCGGCGCCUCCUGCAAACAAUUUCGAUAUUUUACGAAAGGCAUUGUCUGAAGUAGAUAUAACGCUGAACGUCGAAUCAUCUAAGGCAUUAGCCGAUUCACUGGACGAGGCUGUUCUACCAAAUGAUCCUUAUUUUAACAAGCUUGUGCGAAUUAUGACAACUCGCUGCAUGAUGCAGGCGCAAUACUUUUGCUCAGGCACAGAGAUUGAAUCCGAGUUUAGACAUUACGGUCUUGCAACACCAAUCUAUACUCACUUUACAUCACCUAUUCGCCGCUAUUCUGACGUCAUUGUACAUCGAUUGCUGCAAGCUAGUAUUGAUCCUGAUGCUGUCUAUGGCCAAGAGCUUAUUGACAAGAGCAAGAUGAAAGAUUUAUGUGAUGUUUUGAACCAUCGUCAUAGAAUGGCACAACAAGCCGGUCGUAGUUCAGUAGAACUGUAUACAAACAUGUUUUUCAAAAACAAGGUGCAAAUCGAAGAAGGCCGCGUUAUUCGUAUCCUCAAGAAUGGUUUUGUUGUUCUUGCUCCCAAAUAUGGUAUCGAAGGAAUCGUAUACACAAGCAAAAAGCCUGGCGACACUUCACCAUUCGAAUACAACGAAGAACAUAAUUCACUUGUUGCAGGUGAUGUGAUCAUCAAGAUGUUCGGAACGGUGAAGGUAGAAAUAUGUGUGGAAGGAGAUGAGCAAGGCAUGCGUCAAAAGAUGAGGAUGCGUCUUGCAGAACCGUAUGUUGAAGGUGUAAGUGAUCUAGUAUCACUUAAUAACAAGCGGAAACAAGAGGGUGCUGGUAGCAGCAGCAGUAGCUCUUCUACCACUGGUAACUUGGAACAAAAAGCCAAAAAAGCAAAGCAAUAAUGUGUAUAGAUUAAAUGUAAAAAUAAGCAGAAAGUCUUUAAUAAAACGAUGUAUGCGGUUGUAUA